Messenger RNA from Cheilinus undulatus (humphead wrasse), 3499 nucleotides. RefSeq lists its product as uncharacterized. The record is from RefSeq and is a predicted model, not a curated record. The transcript has 3 exons. The coding region runs from base 199 to 1164 and encodes 321 amino acids. NCBI's taxonomy places the organism in Eukaryota, Metazoa, Chordata, Actinopteri, Labriformes, Labridae. Gene Ontology annotation, molecular function: catalytic activity.
GAAAGUGGCAUGCGUUUCUUCUGCAGGAAAUAAUUUUGAAAUGCUUGUGUUUGGCUUCUUUCUGCGCUAACGGAUGUGGAAAAGAAAAGCGACUUUCCACGCCUUUCUUGCUGUUUUAGCUUAUUACUCAACAUUAAACAACGAGCAGAGAGGAGCAGCAAACAGGUCCGUUUUUAUCCCCAAACUCUACGUUACUUUAUGCUGAUUACGAGGUUCAUUUGUGCAAGAAUGUCUUCCACCCUUAGCCGUAACGUCAUCUGGGAGUCCGAGGGUCUGGUCGCCUACCUCCAUCCCCGGCCCUGGACCCCAGGCUCUGUGAUCCUGGAGCGCAGCACCCCUGGCAGCCUGGGAGGCAGCAUCUUCCACCUGGAGAAGCAGGAGUUCUUAUCGUGGCUGUUAGGGGCGAGAGCUGUUGCAGAGCUGCUGUGUGACAGGCUGGCAGUGCGGAGGUGUGCUCUGGUCAGCAGACCCCAUAGAGAAAGACCUGCACAGAUCUGUGUCCUCCCUCUACAUGGUCUUGAUGCAGAGUGGCGCCCUCACCUGGCAGGAGAAGAGGAGCACAACGCCCAUGACCCUGGGUACUGUACUUCUAAGACUGCUCCAAGAUGGAGUGACUCCAGAUUGACUGAAAUCCAGACUAAGAUUAGAGCCAAACUCCCCCAGCCUGACGCCCCACAUAAUCUGACUUUCCUCGGUGAUGAUCUGGCUCACCCUGGUCUGUUUUCUCGUAUCGUUCGCGGCGAGGAGCAGCAGUGGCGUGUCUGGGAGGAUGAGGGUCAUGUUGCCUUCCUCACUCCAUUUCCAAACUCUCCUGGUUUUACCGUUCUCGUCCCACGCCAACCGUUGACCUCGGAUAUAUUCAGACUUGAAGAAUCAGACUAUGAAGAGCUGGUGCUGGCAGCCCUGAAGGUGUCGAAGCUCUUAGAGGGAGGGUUAGGUGCCUGGGGGGUAGGACUUAUUUUUGAGGGUUUUGAGAUUGACUACGCACAUGCCAAGUUGAUUCCACUGUUCCUACCGCCAUCAUCAGGGACAGGACAAGAUGCCAUGAAACCUACAGCACCUCAGUUUUACCAAACUUAUCCUGGAUAUGUGACAUCAGAGGAUGGACCUGAAGCCAGCCAGGAAAGUUUAAAGGAACUACAUGUGAAAAUUACUCAGACUUAAUGCUGAUACCUGAAGGUUGAUAUUUACUUCAAAUCAUGAAAGGAUCCCCUCUGUUCCUUAAGAUACAUACAGGGAAAAGUACAAAAUUUAUACACAAGAAAUCUGUAUGCCUUCAGUUUUUCUUUGGUAUGGAUGCUAACUUUCUCCACAAAGCAUAUGAAGACGUCCAUCCAUUUUAGUGCUGUACAAUCUGCUAAUAAUGUGCAUUUGCAAUUAUACUGGACAAUAUUUCAAUUCAGGAUUGCGAUUACAUGGUAUGCAUAAAUGUUAUCAUAAGUCUUCCUGCUUGGUUAUCAAGGAAUAGGCAGAGAAUAACGAUGGUUUUGAAGUUUGUAGUUCUCAACCCAACACAUGCAAAUAUUAAGUAUAAAAAAACCCUGAAGUUUUUAAAGUACCGCUUUCAUGAGCAGUAUAUCUUUAUUAUUAUAGGCCACAACAGAGAGCACAGACUAGACCUGCCCUCUUUGAAAAGUGUCUGAGAUAACUUUGGUUAUGAAUUGGCACUCUAAAAACAAAGAUUGAUUGAUUUCAAAAUAACCCAACUUAAAAAAUGUUUUUUUUUUUCUUCUUUGAAAAGUAACGUUACUUCUACAAAGUGCAAAUUCAUUGGCACCCUUGUAAACUUAAAGGUCUUUCUGGGGGUUUUUUUGUAAACUUUUCAAGCAGUGUUAAUUUUGUUGACUGAAACAGCCUCUUUUUCCAUGACAAAAACUAGACUAAGGUUAACAGAGAUAGAUCUGUGAUGACUAAAACUGACAAAAAGAAAGUUUAAAAGUUGUGCAGCUCACACUUAUUUGAGCAGGUCCUCCUGACAGAAAGCAUUUUUUAACAGUUAAGUUCAACAGUCCAGAUAGUAAAUGUAAACACUGUCAAAGGAAUGUUUCAAAAGUUUAUUUCUGAAGAUAAAGUAAUACAUUUAGCUUGUGUUCAAAAGGUCAAAACGCAAAGUGAAAACCUCUGUUUUCAAAAAUAUCGCGUACAUGUGGACUUGGCCUUGAGCCAAUGAGCCAUCAGUGAGUUUAGCUUAGGAAACUUCAAACUUUGUCUAAGAACUAGCUUGUCAUUAGAAGGCAAUUUGUUGUUUGCUGCUAAAACAUUGAAAUAAUUGGCACAAAACUUUCUGAUGACUUGCCUACAGAGUACCACCUGCCAACUUUCUGCCAGCAGUCAGGCUCCACCAACAAAACGUGUCAUCACUGCAAAAAGACAAAUUGGUCUAUAAGUUACUGCACAGUUAUACCAACUGAAAAGUCUGCAAGCGGUCAUAAUCACUGUGUGAACACAGAACUGAGAUUGAAUACUUGAUCCUGUGAAAAUUGUUGUAAGCUGCUGAAUAAUGACUAAAUAAUCAUCCCAAUUUUCAUAAUCAACCUAAAGGUUUUUUUUUUUUUUAUUUUGGUCCUAUAAAAUAAAUGUCAUGUUACAUCUAAGACUGGAAAGACCGGCUUUGAGGUCAGAAACAUUUCUAUCAGUAAUGAAUGAUGAUUAAAUUUAGAUUACUUCCAUUCUUGAAUGUUUAAAUUGAUUUUGAAUAUCAGUUCUGUCAUUAUCAGAGUACAGAAAAAAGUUAUGAACACCUUUUAUACAUUCAUUUUGUUUUAUUCUAAAUGAGACCAAAGAAAUGUUCAUUUAUCAGAAGAAAGAAAAGGUACUCCACAGAUAAAAGUUACAUCACAUGCUUUUGCUAAACCACAUUCACAUCAUUUUCUUCAUUAAAAUAAUUUAAAAACAGCUUUAAAGUUACUAGAUUCCAUUCUCUUUAAGACAACAAAACAGCUGUAGAGCAAAACAAUCUUUAAAGCGUGUAUUUAUCUUCCAUUAAUAACUGUUUUGUAUUUAGUCAGUUAACAGUUUAGCUAAUCUGCAUGCCCACUCAUUAAGCUGAUGCUAACUGGUCCCACAGAGGAUUCCUAAUUAUGAGGCUUAAUUAAUGACUGGAUAAAUGCUCAAUCUGUGCUCUGUAAACCAGUUUUAGCCCCAGGCUGUUAUUGAAAUGGACACAAACAGACCUGUGAGUUAAUGAAGAGGGUUUUUAACAGUCAUUACUGUGGAAACAGAAGACAACAAACUCAUCUCCUAACAUGAAUUAUCUCUGUUUUUUAAAUCUUUGCUGUCAAACUGUAGCAGGCUGCGGCUACUACCAGUUUUUUUAAUAUAUUUUCAGGCUUCUAAUCGUACUCCUCAGGUCAUCAUGGAGUCAGGUAGAGCUCUCUAUAUUUAGAUGAUCUUUAAUGAAUAUGAGAUUUGUAGUAUUAACCACAGCCAGUUAAAUGUUCCUUAUUUUCUUCUGAUCAUGUCAACUGUCUGCUUUUACUCUCAUAAAGGUAAACUUUGU